AUGGUACCCAGCAAAAGCAGGCAGUUAGCACUCAAUCCCUUCCUGGACAAUGAAGGAAUUAUUCGAGUAGGAGAACUUUUACAGAAUGCUCCGUUUAUAUACGAUAGAAAAGACUUUUGGGUCAUUGACGGUCGAAGUCAAGUUCGAUAUGUUCUUCGUCUUUGCGUAAAUUGCACGCGCUUUAAUCCGUCAAAAGUUGAUUAUGUUAUGGGCAAUCUGCCUGAAGUAAGGACUCAAGUAGUUCGUCCUUUUACAAACGUUGGCAUCGAUUACUGUGGCCCAUUCUUUAUCAAAGAAAAGAAAAACAGGAAUCGCAACAAAGGUAAGGUCUAUGUGGCGGUUUUCAUCUGUUUAUCUAUAAAAGCUAUUCAUUUAGAAAUCGUCAGUGAUCUCACCACUGAAGGUUUCAUAGCAGCUUUAAAACGAUUCAUUGCCAGAAGAGGACUUUGUGAAUCUAUCCAUUCGGACAACGCCACAAACUUUGUCGGCGUAAACAAGGAGCUGAAGCAAAUGCUAGCUCUAAUCAUGUCGCAGGAGCACAAUAAUAAAAUCCAGCGAUAUUUGUCCAAUCAAGGAAUCACAAGGCGAUUUUCACCACCUUAUGUGCCGCAUUUUGGAGGAAUAUUGGAAGGGGCGGUUAAGUCGUUCGAACAUCACUUGCGAAGAGUAGCUGGCAAUACUUUAUUCACGUUUGAGCAAUUUAAUACCUUGAUAGUUGAGAUAGAAGCCAUUCUUAAUUCUCGUCCGUUGACUCCUCUAUCCUCAGAUCCGCAAGACAUCUUACCGUUAACCCCAGCCCAUUUCCUUAUAGGUGGUAGUUUUAGGAGUUUACCAGAGCCCGAUUAUUCGAAUGUUCCGAACAAUCGACUGUCCAGCUGGCAACACAUCCAAAAAUUAAGGCGAGAUUCUUGGGCUAGAUGA
Agrilus planipennis (emerald ash borer) is the source of this 921-nucleotide messenger RNA. RefSeq lists its product as uncharacterized. Gene Ontology annotation, biological process: DNA integration. Gene Ontology annotation, molecular function: nucleic acid binding. The record is from RefSeq and is a predicted model, not a curated record. Bases 1 to 921 code for a protein of 306 amino acids. The transcript has a single exon. NCBI's taxonomy places the organism in Eukaryota, Metazoa, Arthropoda, Insecta, Coleoptera, Buprestidae.